This is a messenger RNA of Aphidius gifuensis, 4759 nucleotides long. RefSeq names its product AP-3 complex subunit delta-1 (gene garnet). Gene Ontology annotation, biological process: neurotransmitter receptor transport, postsynaptic endosome to lysosome; anterograde synaptic vesicle transport; synaptic vesicle membrane organization. The coding region runs from base 458 to 4099 and encodes 1213 amino acids. Gene Ontology annotation, cellular component: presynaptic endosome; endosome membrane; AP-3 adaptor complex. The record is from RefSeq and is a predicted model, not a curated record. Lineage: Eukaryota; Metazoa; Arthropoda; Insecta; Hymenoptera; Braconidae. The transcript has 9 exons.
AAAUAAUAAUAAUAAAAUUACAACUUGACAAGUUGGAAGCACCGGCAACAAAUACAAUUGGUCCAUAUUUUUUAAUCUCAAUUAUAUUUAUAAUCAUAAAUUAUUAAUCCAUAAUACAACUGGGGACAUAUUUAUGCCAAUAGUGUUAAGUCAAAUAAAAUAUACUCAACAAUUUUUAAUUAUAAAUAUACAAAAACAAAAAAAAAUAAUUGAAAAAAAAAACAGUUUUCAACGAAGCAAUCUGUAUGAAAAUGGAAGAAUAAUUAAUAAAUAUAAUUUGAUAAAUUGAAUCAGAAUGUGAGACAAAUGUUACAAGGGUGAGCAAGGAGGCCACAAAAGUUAUGAUAAUAAUACAUGUCAAUUGAAAAUAAUAACUGUUAAUUACGUGUGUGGAAAAACAACUAGUUAAAAUUAAAAUAAUAGUUUAUUAUAAAUUUGUUAAACUAAAUAUAUUAAAAUGGCUUUGAAAAAAGUUAGAGGUAAUUUUGAACGUAUGUUUGAUAAAAAUUUGACUGAUUUAGUCAGAGGUAUUAGAAACAACAAAAAUAAUGAGGCAAAAUAUAUUGCUCAGUGUAUCGAAGAGAUUAAACAAGAACUCAGACAAGAUAAUGUUGCUGUCAAAUCCAACGCAGUUGCUAAACUUACAUAUCUCCAGAUGUUGGGAUAUGACAUUAGUUGGGCUGGUUUCAACAUAAUUGAGGUCAUGUCAUCUGGUAAAUUUACAUACAAAAGAAUUGGAUAUUUAUCAGCAAGUCAAAGUUUUCACAUGGAUACUGAGCUGUUGAUGUUAACAACAAACAUGAUAAGAAAAGAUUUAAAUAGUCAAAAUCAGUAUGAUGCUGGUUUAGCAUUAAGUGGCUUAUCAUGUUUUAUAAGUCCAGAUUUAGCUAAAGAUCUUGUCAAUGAUAUUAUGACACUAUUAACAAGUACAAAACCAUAUUUACGAAAAAAAGCUGUACUUAUGAUGUAUAAAGUUUUUCUACGUUUUCCUGAAGCAUUACGUCCAGCAUUUCCAAGACUAAAAGAAAAACUUGAAGAUCCAGAUAGUGGUGUACAAUCAGCAGCUGUUAAUGUUGUCUGUGAAUUAGCAAGAAAAAAUCCAAAAAAUUAUUUAAGUCUUGCACCAAUAUUUUUUAAAUUAAUGACAACAUCAACAAACAAUUGGAUGCUAAUUAAAAUCAUCAAAUUGUUUGGCGCAUUGACACCUUUAGAACCUAGACUUGGAAAAAAACUCAUAGAACCUUUGACAAAUUUAAUUCACAGCACAUCAGCAAUGUCACUAUUGUACGAGUGUAUAAAUACAGUAAUUGCAGUAUUAAUAUCAAUAUCAUCAGGAAUGCCAAAUCAUUCAGACUCAAUACAAUUAUGUGUACAAAAAUUACGUAUAUUAAUUGAAGAUACUGAUCAAAAUUUAAAGUACUUAGGUCUAUUGGCAAUGUCAAAAAUAUUAAAAACUCAUCCAAAAAGUGUACAAGCACAUAAAGAUUUAAUAAUGCAAUGUCUUGAUGAUAAAGAUGAAAGUAUACGUUUACGUGCACUUGAUUUAUUAUAUGGUAUGGUAUCUAAAAAAAAUUUAAUUGAAAUUGUACGUAAAUUAAUGAUACACAUGGAUAAAGCUGAAGGUACAACAUAUCGUGAUGAAUUAUUAUCAAAAAUAAUUCAAAUAUGUUCACAAAAUAAUUAUCAAUUUAUAACAUAUUUCGAAUGGUAUAUAUCUGUAUUAGUUGAUUUAACACGUAUGGAAGGUACAAAACAUGGACAACUUGUUGCAACACAGCUACUUGAUGUUACAAUACGUGUACAGGCUAUACGUAAAUAUUCAGUACAACAAUGUGCCUUAUUACUUGAUAAUGCACAUUUAUUAACAUGUCAACCACGUUCAACAAUGUGUGAAGUUUUAUAUGCAGCAGCAUGGAUAUGUGGUGAAUUUUCAUCAGAACUUGAUGAUAAAAUGAAAACAUUAAAAUCAAUGUUAAAAUCACAAAAAAAUUUUUUACCAGGACAUAUACAAGCUGUUUAUGUACAUAAUAUAUUAAAACUAUCAUCAAUAAUAUUAAUAAAUGCUAAAAAAAAUAAUGAAACUGAUAUUAUUAAUGAAAUAUAUAAAUUAAAAAAUUCAAUGAAUGAAUUUAUAUGCUCAGGUGAUUUAGAAGUACAAGAAAGAACAAUAUCAACAAUUGUAUUAUUUGAUUAUUUAAAUGAUAAUCCAGAAUUAAUUGAUGAAUUAAUAUAUACAUUUGAUGGUGAAUUAAAUCCAAUAGCACCAAAAGCACAAAAAAAAGUACCAAUACCAGAUGGAUUAGAUUUAGAUACAUGGAUAAAUGAUCCACCAUCUGAUCAAUCAGACAAUGAUGAUUAUGAUAUCAAUGAUAUAUUUAUUAAAGAUGAUAAUAAUAAAUCAAAUGAUAGUAAUAAUAAUAGCAGUAAAAAAAAAUAUCAUGAGCCAACAAUUGAUGAAAUUAAAAAACAACGUGAUAUACGUAAAUUUGAAUAUGAAAAUAAUCCAAAUUAUUUGAAGGGUAAUAUUACAAAUGUAAAUUCAUCAUCUUAUCAUAAUAUUGAUAAUAAAAAUAAUGAUUAUGAUAGUAUACCAAUUGCUGAAUUAAAUAUACCAGUAUCAUUAAAAGUUGAUCAUUUAUAUUCGAAAAAAAAUUUAUUAAAAACUAGCAAACGUAAAAAGAAAAAAUCAUCCAAAAAAAAUAAAAAUCAAUCAAGUAGUGAUGAUGAUGAUGGUGAUGAAGAUGAUGAUGAUAAAUAUCCAACACAUUUUGUUAAUACAGAAAUUGGUGAAUUACCACCAGGUGCUGAAUUGAGUGACAAUGAUGAUGGUAAUUUUGGUGAUAUUAAUGAUCCACAUCGUGCAUUAAAUAUUGAUCUAGAUAUACCACUACGUGAUGAUGAAAAAUUACCAGCUGUUGAACAACAUCGUAUAACAGAUAAUAAAAAAUCUAAAAAUCAUGAGCUAUUAAUAAAUGAUAAUGAUGAUAAAAAAAUAAUAAAAAAAGAUAAAAUUAAAAAAGUUAAAAAAAAAAAUGAUAAUAAAUUGAAAAAAAAAAUUAAAAAUGAUAUUGAUAAUCAAAAUAAAAUUGAUUUAUGGCUUGGUAAUGAUAAAGAAAAUAUUACAAUUGAAGAAAAUGAUGAUAAUAAUGAUGAUAAUGAUAAAAAGAAGCAUAAAAAAAAAUUAAAAAGUAAAAAAAAGACAAAAAAUAAUAAUAUUGAUGAACAAGAUAAAAAAAAAAAGAAAAAAAAAAAUAUUAUUGAAUCAAUUGGUAAACAAAAAGCAUCAGAUUAUGAAGAAACAGCUGGUAUAUCAACACCAUCAAAAGAAAUAUUACCAAAUUUAAUUGAUAAUUUUAAUAAUGAAAAUGGUACAUGUAAUUAUCAAAAGUUAUCUGGUUACAAAGAAUUAUCAAAAAAUGAUAAAAUUAAAAUAUCAUAUGGACUUAAACAAUUACCACAUGAAAGUGGUAAAAUAAUUGUUGGUAUAUCAUUGUUUAAUACAGCUGAUAAAAUAAUAAAAGAUCUUAAUUUUGAUGUUUUAGAUACAUCAACAUUAAAAUUAAUUAGAAAUUCAGAUGAAGAAUCUGGAAUAAAAAUACUUGUUAAAUUGGGACCAGGUGAAAAUACAGAAACACAUUUAUCAUUUGACGUUACAGAUGAUACAUUUUCACAAAAAUUACGUGGUAAUUUGACUUAUAUGAUUGACAAUACAAAUGGAUUAAUACAAGAAAAAUUAGAUUUUAUAUUGUAUUUAUCAUGUAGUGAUUUUCUCAUUGAAAGUUUACCACAAAGUGAUAUAUUAACUGAGCUAUUAAGUAAUGAUUUACUUCAAUAUAAAGUUAAACAAAUCAUUGAAGUACAAGGUGAUUUUGAUAAAAUAUUAAAUAUUAUAUGUCAAAAUUGUCAUUUGACAUUGGUGGAAAUCGUUGACGAUGCUGCAUCAUUGUAUGGAAAUUCAUUGAAGGGUCAUCAUGUGUGCCUUUUAAUUAAAAAAUUGUCGGAGAGCUCCUUGUGUCUUUCGAUUGAAGGUAAAGGAGAUAAUAAUUCUCUUUUAACUGGAAUCGUUGAUGAAAUUGUAAAAACACUCACAAAUUAUUGACCAUUAUAUAUAGAUAAAAAAAAACACAUUGAGGAUCAUUAUUACAAUGCUCAUAUACGUAUAAAAAAAAAUUAGAAACUUGAUUUCUACUUUAACAUUGUCUUCAUUAGCUUUCAAUAAAUUUUAUGCAAAUUAUUUUUAAUCGAUUAUAUUUGGGAGAAAAAAAAUUUUAUACCAGUUCCAUUAAAUGGUGCUAAAAUUAUUUGCUUAAUUCAUAAAUUGUAAAUAUUAUAUAAAAAUUAUUAUAUGUUUAAUACAAAAGAAAAACUAAUAAUCUUAGGCUUUAUUUACUCUGCAAUUUAUGAAAUAUAGUUAUGAAAAAAAUAAAUAAAUAAAUUCCUAUUAUAAAAAGGACACUUGACCUCAUUUUAUUCGUAAUCUGAUUGGUCAAAAUAUUUAAGCAUUUGUUUAUAAUUACCCUCUUAUUGGAUUUCCUCCUGUCCCUGAUUAAUAAUAAAUAAAAUCUUAGAAAAAUUACUUCUUCAAAUUUUUGUUAGCCUGAUAUUUUUAGAAAAAAAUUUUAGCGAUCCGUAAAAUGAAUAAAGAGGUAUUCGGUAUUUUUUGAAAUUUACCUCCUCAAUUUUUUAUUUACCUGAUACUUUUAAAAAAAAAUUUAAUUUGUAUCAGAAACAUAGAAUCACUAAGGAGGUAUUUUUCUUU